AGGGGCCGGGGCCGGUGGUGGCGAGCGUCGCGCCGGCGUCCAGGGGCAGGUAGGGCCGGGGCGGCUGCGCCGGGCGGCUUCAGGGGAGGCGCGGCCCGGCCCGGCCCCUUCCCUCCGAUCCCUUCCCCGCUUCCCCUUUUCCCUUCCCUGCUGCCCUUCCCGCCGCCUUGCUCCCUCCGGGGCCCGGGCCGUGGCUGUGAUGGAGCCCGGUGGUCGGUCGCUCGGUGGCGGCAGCAGCGGCCUGGGGUAACCGGGAGCACCCCGGGAGGCCCGGCCCCUGGAGCGCGGUGGAGCUGGGACGUGGAAGCCUCUGCAGCGCUGAGAUCCGCUGUCCUUGCGCGGGCAUUGAGGGGUCGCCGCCGGGGGAAGCUCCGAGCGGGGCGGUUGGGUGUCGGGGCUGGGGAGAGCACAGGGCCCGCGGCGGGCCGGGGAUGGGCAGCGCAUGGGAGCAUCAUAGAUGCAGCCUUGGAAGGGCUACAGGUGAUGUAGGGACAGGCCAAGGGAAAUGGCUUUAACCUGCCAGAGGGGAGAUUGAGAUGAGCUCUGAGGCAGAAGCUCUUCCCUGUGAGGGUGCUGAGGCGCUGGCACAGGGUGCCCAGAGAAGCUGUGGCUGCCCCAUCCCUGGCAGUGUUCAAGGCCAGGUUGGACACAGGGGCUUGGAGCAACCUGCUCUAGUGGAAGGUGUCCCUGCCCCUGGCAGGGGGUUGGAACUGGGUGAGCUUUAAGGUCCAUUCCAACACAAACCAGUCGGGGAUUCUCUGUUAAAGGUGAAGAGUUUAUCGUGGGUGCUCCCAGGGGAAAGGUGCAGGUGUGCUGUGGGCCACCUUGGGGGGCUCGUACCUGGGAGCUACCAUGCUCCUCAGUCCCUCCAAGGCCAUAACCACACACAGGUCCCUCUCCCCCGCUAUCAUUCACAGUGCUGUUGGGUUUUGGUCCAGGUACAGAUGCUUUUAGACAGAUGGCUGCUGUGAGCUUGGCUGAUUGUCUGCAAAACAAGAGUUUUAAGGCAUUUGUGCAAGCACCCCUUUGAACAUACGUUGUCAAUCAUGGAAAGAACUACGCAUAAACAGCCCUUUGUAUGGCUGUUGGUAUUUUACAGGUCAUGAUGGGUGGUCUUGAGUCUUGGAGUCAUUCAAGUUUUUCUUUUGUUGCUGAUAAAGAUGGUGUAAUAGAUCACAUUUCCCCCUGCUCUUAUUAAAAAUGACAUGCCUGAGUUGUUUGCAUGACCUGAAUUCACUUGAGCAGGCUAAAACCAAAUGCCAGCUACACACCUCGUUGUUGAGUAAAAAACAAGUAGUAAUCCAAAACCACUUACAAUGAGGAAUGUGCACGGCACAGCCCAGGUAUGUCACAGCAUUUCUGAUGAGGAGCUCAAACCCUGGUGUGCAAAUAGUCUGCAAAGAAAGAACCCUGGUUUGAAGAGGGUUCUGACUGCGGUGCAGAGGGUUAACAAACCCUGCGAUAAGCUGAUAGGACUGGAAUGCAUUUUCUUGGGGUUUGGCAGAUCCGCUUCUUACAAGUGGCUGGUGUUCUGUUUAAAGAAGAGAGAGGACCUUGGUGUUUGCAAUCCCUAACGCUCAUUUUUAGUGUUGACAUGAGUAUAGCAAACGGUGGUGGAAUAUUCCAGCGAUGGAAACACUAAUGGAAUUAUGCAAGCCAGUAGAAAAUAACCUGGAGUGGGCUGUGGGAUUACCCGUGCCCUACAGAGCUGAUUAAUGAAGGUGUUUAUUACCUUCCCUGAAUAAAGCUGUGCUGAGGUGGCUUUUCAGAGUGCCAGGAAUGGUGCCACCUUGGGAUCAGCUGCCUUUUGUGCUGCCCUUGCGCAUCUGGCUGCAGCCUCGUGGAGGCUAACUCUGCUCUUGUGGCAAAGAAAAUGAGCUCAUGUUCCUUUGGAUUCAUGCAAACACACAUCUCUGGAACAACCUUAUCUGUGCAUAUGGAGCAAAAGGCAUACAAUGAAUUCACCAAGCCAGCAGCUUGAAAGAGUUGUGAAAAAUCAGAAUUUUACUGAACAGAUAUUUUGGGGAAAAGGAGGAGGUUUAGGAAUCCGUAAAUAUUCCACCUCCUUCCCAUAGUUCAUGGCUCAUGAGAGAGGCAAAUAUGCUGACUCCAAGCGCAACUGGAGUGCCAGAAGAUGAAUGAUUUGACACUUACUAUGCAGUACAGCAGCGAGGCCCCAGUGUCCUUCUUCAGGUCACUCUUGGUCUGUGGUUUUCCUGCUUCUGUAUCUUUUACUGGGCAAAACUGUCAGCAGCAAAAUACCACAACAGGGUAUUGGGGACUUGCAGAAGUCACUCUGUGAGGGAAUCAGCAAUACUUUCUGCAGGACUGCUGUAGUUUGGAGGUGUGGCUCUAGGAGGUGGAAGCUUUUUCGAUGGGAGUGUUUCUUGGCAUCUGUGUAAAGUGUUUCCAGGAGUUUCUCACUGGCAUCAGCCUUGAUUCAGGGAUAAUUUUCUACUUCCUGGGCAAAGUGGGCCAUAAAAGGAAAGCUCCAGUUAACUCCUUCUGGCUGCAUUCAGUUGAGAUCCUCUGUCCUGGAUGUGAAUUUCUGUUUCCUCAGGCUUCCAUGAUGUUUGCCCAGUGCAGCCCGAGGUGUGCGAGCUCCGUGCUGCUGCUGGUGCUGCUCUGCUGCAUACUUCCUCCUCCGGCACUAGCCAGCAAGAGCUCGGAGGACAUCCGCUGCAAGUGCAUCUGCCCCCCGUACCGGAACAUCAGCGGCCACAUUUACAACAAGAAUGUGUCACAGAAGGACUGCAACUGCCUGCACGUUGUGGAGCCAAUGCCAGUGCCAGGGAAUGAUGUGGAGGCCUAUUGCCUUCUGUGUGAGUGCAAGUACGAGGAGCGCAGCACCACCACCAUCAAGGUGAUCAUCAUCAUUUACUUGUCUGUGGUGGGGGCAUUGCUGCUGUACAUGGCUUUCCUUGUGCUGGUGGACCCUCUGAUCCGGAAGCCAGAUGCUUAUACCCAGCCCCUGCACAAUGAGGAGGAGAAUGAGGAUGCUCGCUCCUUGGCCGCAGCCCCCACCCCAUCUGGGGCCAGAGCCAACACGGUGCUGGAGAGGGUGGAGGGGGCCCAGCAGCGCUGGAAGCGCCAAGUGCAGGAGCAGAGGAAGACAGUUUUCGACCGCCACAAGAUGCUGAGCUAGAUCUUUGCUGAGCACCACUUCCCAAGAGACAGGGCAGCUCCGCUGUUCAAGACGGACAGCGGGUCAUCCUCCAGGACUCUGGUGUUUGAAAGCUUUAACCCUCUCUGAUUUACCAUCUUCAUGGAGAGCAACAGACCAAAAUGGUUUUGUCCCCUUGCCCUUCACCCCUCAGCCCAGAGGCUCCUGACCCCUUGCCUGGCUGAGGUCUGUGCUCAUCGUGGCUGCAUGUACAUGGUUGGAUGCAGGGGCUCACUCGAGCGGACGCUGCAGCUCCAGUCUCCAUCAUCCCACCCCUGUACUGGAGACAGGGGUCUCUGUACAGAGUGUUGAAAGCCGGCUGAGUCUUCCUGGGAUAAAGAUAGUGGGAUAAUUUUUCUGCGGGAUAAAUUAUGUGGCGCUUCUCCAUGACAAAGAAGCCUCCUCCUCCUCUUCCAGCUUGCACCGGUGUUAACUGGGUGUCAUGGUGCUGAGAUGAAUGUGUUGCACUGGAAGGAAGAGGAGAAGGUUCCCUCCCCAGGGUCAGCUGCUUACCCAGUGUAAACAGGGUGGAUUUCCACUCUCUUCAGUGGAGUCUGUCCAGAUUUACACCAGCAUAACUGAGAUUGCAGCUUGUUUCUGCACAGGAGAAGAUCACGAAACCCAUUAAUACCUUCAGAGGUAAGAGACCAACAGGUAAAAGGUUGAUUUACAUGUUUAUCUUUUCCUGCUUUAGCAGCAGAUAAAAACAUACUGGGGAGAAAGUUUUCCAUUGCACCCACACUGGUAACCAGUGCUCUCACAGCAUGGUCAGGAGCACUUGUGUCCUGGGCAAAGGCUCUGCAGGAGCACUGUAAACACUCCGCUGGGUCUUGGGGCUCUGGGAAGGGGACACUUGUGCUACUCCAGGCACUCCCAAAAGCUCUGACUGGACUUGGGCUGCGUGGAGGAAACUGAAGUGAUUCUGCCAUGUGUAUGUUGGUCCCACUGAGAACAUUGACAACGUCAGGAAGGUGCUGGAGUUCAUCAUGUAGCAUCUCUGUAUUAAAUGCAGACAAAACCCUA
Molecule: messenger RNA, 4186 nt
Organism: Strigops habroptila (Kakapo)
Lineage: Eukaryota; Metazoa; Chordata; Aves; Psittaciformes; Psittacidae
Gene: TMEM9
Product: transmembrane protein 9
Exons: 5
Coding region: 2375-3145 (256 amino acids)
Cellular component (GO): lysosomal membrane
Source: RefSeq, a predicted model, not a curated record